This is a messenger RNA of Trichoderma harzianum CBS 226.95, 537 nucleotides long. RefSeq lists its product as hypothetical. Bases 67 to 432 code for a protein of 121 amino acids. Lineage: Eukaryota; Fungi; Ascomycota; Sordariomycetes; Hypocreales; Hypocreaceae. The record is from RefSeq and is a predicted model, not a curated record. The transcript has a single exon.
GCUGGACAGCAUAACCAUGCAUUCUUCAGACUCCAUACAAGUCUGAGACUUGAGGGUGCACCGGGCAUGGCCUCAUCAAUGCUUACCUACGUUUUCGUCUACCCAGAACGUAUACGCCGGCUCUCAUUUACUGCUCUACCUCAACACUCGCCAUUUGGUCUUCCUGCCAUUGCUCUUACCUUUGAACUUAGUAGACGACCUGCUCUUGUUCUUCCUAAAACGUACACCUCUCUAGGACAAGGGGCAGAAGAGGCAGGGUGUUCUCUUCGUAGCCUCAUCCAACAAUUAGAUUUUGCUGUUUAUGCAUCGCUCCCCAGUAGAAGCCUCUCUUCUACCUGGCUGCAGCAAUUUUGCAAUGAUAUCACGGAGCAAAAGUACACAACUAUUUCAUCACUUGUUAACUUGAAUAUUCUGUAUCAAGGCCAGGGUUGAUGCCCAAACAGCUGCUUGUAAAAGUGAUGUUGACCAGAACAUAAAGUCUACCGAAGAGUGACUGAAAAGUAAUGCGAUGAAUGAAAGAAUGCGCGAAGAAUUGGA